UUUGGAGUAUAUUUAAAAAACCAAAGCGGCACAAACGAAUUUUUUUACCAUACAAACGGAGCACAAAUGAUUGAGACUAUUUUGCUGACGUUUUGCGUUGGGUGGAGGGCCAACUUCACGGAGGUACUCUUUAGUAUGUGACAUCAGUAGAAAAAUGUCAGUAGUUUCUGAAGAAUAUCAAAAAUUGUGAUGAUAAACAACUUUAGUAUUUGAUAAAACAUGCACUGAUGAAUAGUUAUAUUGCAUUAAAGUAAUUUAUUCAUUAAACAAUUUAUUUUACCUUUUUUGAUCAAUUACUGAUGGAUCAAUCUCUGCUGCUAAUAAAAAAAUAAAAAAAUAAAAAAUUAACAGGAUACAGUAAUACAAUGUGAAGCUAUUUUUACAUCCCAAUAUGUUAUUUUGAAACAUCUGACUUCUUUUUAGUUUAGCUGGAUUGUUCUUGUCCCAUGCAUCCAUGUUCUAGAGGAGAGAAAGAGAAGGACAGAAAAAGGGAGGAGAUGGAGCAAGAGGGGAGGGAAAUGUCCUUGUGCAAAUAUCCUUAUGUUUUUUUAAGGAAAACCCACACGGUCAGAAGCUUCCAUAAGCCUUUCAGGACAACACAGAGGCAGCUAUUUUUCUUUCACAACUGUAUUGGUCUUUAUUUAUUUUGCAUACCUGCAGCUUGAAGUGUUGGUGUCAAAGUGCAUCAGAGAAAGGAAGUAACACCAGCGGUCUUUAAAGGAAGUAUGUCACUCUCUCUGCACUUUGUUUUUCUGCUCCUGACUGCUCUUUGGGGCAGCAGUUGCUUUGCCAAGCCAGCCCCAUUCAACGUGUCCAUGGAGGGUAGUGGGGGUGAACCCGAACUCAUCUUUCCCAUCGCUCGUACCACCCAUGUUCCUCCAUCCCCCUCGCCACCUCCCAACAUAACAGCUACUUUCAUCCGCAUCAAAGACUUCCUUUUCAACCAGGUGGUGGACUUCCUGAAGGAGAACUUGCUUCUCAUCAUAGUCGUGACAUCUCUGUUGGUAGUCAUCAUCUUCAUCGUCUGCUGUGCUUCAGCGAUGAGCCACAAACGCAAGCUUGAGGCCUACUAUCCUCCAAAGACCUACACACCCAGGAAAUACAUGAGCCAAUCUAGUAAAGCUGUGGAGAAACCACAUAACCAGAUUCAGGAUGGUAAGACGACAACUGCAAAGACCCUACGAGAACCCACCAAAGCAUUGGUGGGUGAGAAAGAUGGAAAAGACCCCCGGCCAAAGCCGAAAGAGGUCCAAAAGGUGGAGGAUGUUGAAGUGGUGGAGAUGCAGAAAGAUGAGCCCAAAAAGAAAGAGGAGCCUCAGCCUACCACCUCAAAUGUCACCUCCAGUCAGCCGCUGGUCUGUACGUGCCACCUCAGAAAGGCCAAUCACACCACAGCGUGAGAGCUUUUUCUGUACCUGCAGGAAUGAGCUUGAUUCCAAACUUUUUCUACUGUUAGAUAUAAAUCUUUUGGUAGAUAUCAUGCCCUCACUUCUUUGUGCUCUUCUUGCUUUUGCAACCUGUGUAUGACCCAACUGUAUGUAUCAUCAGAGGAAGAGUGGGAAAAAAAUGUUUGUUCAACUAAUUGUCUGUUUCUUAAAUUUGUUUGCUAAAUAAAAAAAAAGUUGACAGUUUUAUUAUUCAUAUAGAAAAUAAACAACACUUGAAAUUAUUUUACACUUGAAAAGAAAAUGUCUUUUGGAACUUUUUUCUGACCACUUUCCUUAAACUUUACAAAUGAAAUAUGUAUUAUUUAUAUGCAUGGUAAUCCAUAAUGUAUGCUGUAUUUUCCCAAAGCUGUUAUCAGGUGUUGUACAUGAUGACUGUUAUUUUAUCUAAAUUUCAUGACUUUCCUCAGUAUUGGAUUUAUUUAGCUAAUAUUUUGUCAGGUAUGUUUAACUGAUUUAAAAAAAAAAAAAAAAAUACAAAAAAAAUAAACUUUCCAAAAAUUGGAACCUGGCUGUGUGGAGAAUUGUGGCAUCUACUACUUUAAUGAUCCCAACUAGAGAUAUCAAACUCACUCCUCGGA
Molecule: messenger RNA, 2026 nt
Organism: Cyprinus carpio (common carp)
Lineage: Eukaryota; Metazoa; Chordata; Actinopteri; Cypriniformes; Cyprinidae
Biological process (GO): positive regulation of bone mineralization; positive regulation of osteoblast differentiation; ossification
Cellular component (GO): plasma membrane
Source: RefSeq, a predicted model, not a curated record